UGCAAAUAUGAGGGCAAGAGAACAAAUUUCCUUUGACUUGUAGUCAACUUUCAAAAGGUGAUUCGAACGCGCACAUUUAGAGGUCGUGAAAAAUUCGACAAUUCAUUUUAUUAAAAUUCCUGGUACGGUUUAAUAGCUCGCUCUAUAAGCUUUAAUUUGAUAUGGGGUUUUGGUACCUACUGUUUAAACCGGACGCGCCAUAUCGCUUUGACUCGAGACACCUUUAAAAGUAUACGGUAACCUUAAUUUGGUGUUGUCGCGUGACCUUGACGCAUUCACCUGAACAGCGUUGAUUAAAAUAUCUGUAUUGAAAUAAAGCCAGUUGUAGGAAAGCAAUCUAGUAUUAUAUGACGGCAGUUGCAGUUUCUUAGCAACAGAAGUUUUGACAGAUGUUUAAUUGUUUCUCUCAUUUCUGCUAAUGCAAGGCAACAUUCAACAUUUAUCCCGCUACCGAUGGUACAUCACAACACGUUUCACGGAUCAAAAAAAGCCGAGGUACGAUUUUGAACUGCUAAUACAAUGUAGGACCUUUCAGGUCGCAAAAUUCCCAGGAAACUUUGUUAUAAUUGUUAUUUCAUUUUGUUUUAAAGAAAGUAACUGUAAUUUAGAAAUGAAACGCCUUUUUAACUUUAUUUCUGACAAGCGAUACGGCGUUUAAACGGCGACGUUAGAAGAAACGAAAUGGCGGAGAUCGACAACAAUUGUACAGCGGAGGAGAGAAAUAAGAAAACUUGCGUCUUCCUUGUUUUUAAUCGUUCAAUAGCAAACUGGUAUUUUAACAAUCCUCCGCGAUCUUCUAAAGCAUGGACAACUUGUUAUUAGGCAAGGAGAAUUAACAGUCAAAAAACUUCCAGAUCGAAAAGUAUCGAUAAAUAUAACUUCUCGUCAAUCAAUAACGUACAAUUGUUGCCUUGUCUUGCUCACUUUUAUUUUGUAUAGGUUGUGCUUGAUCGGCAUGACACUUCUCCAAUAUCUAAAAUAAUUAAAAAGAAAGUAGUUUUCAUAACUUGCUACUUUAAUCAUGUUUCUAUACGUCUUAUAUGACAUUAUGACCUGGCAAAAAAUAGCAUAUGCCGAUAAAACAAAUAAGGCCAGAUGCUAUUUUAGCGACGAGCGAUAUCCAAGUGCACUUUGCCAGAAAUAAGCAUGAGGAAUGGUGAGUCUUUAAGAUGACACUUAGGACGUAGAGAAAUUUUGAUCAACCAGGGUUCUCAUUCGGUUAACAGUAUUUUCGUUGUAACAGAGUUUUUGGUCUGUUUUUUUCUUACAACUCUUUGACAUCUUAUGGCUCUGUUUCAACUAGCAAGAUGUGAGAGGCAGAGAUGUCAAUUAACAAAACUGGCUAACAAACUCAACAAACUCUCCUUCUUGAAGUUCUUGCAUUAUUUAUGGCCAGUUGGAAGAAAACCAGCAGAAGGUUGACAAAAAUUAAACAAAACUUCGUUCAAGUGGUAUUGGUGCGGCUAUCUGCUCUGGAAACUUGAGGAAAUCCUAAAGUUAAUCUUGUCGUGUUUAAUUGAUGGAGAUAUUUUGAGACAACAGAUUGACUGCCUUAUCAGAAUUAAUGAAUCGAUCAAUACUUGCGAAUCUCCUGCUCUGUUUAACUAAGAGAAACAGAGACCGCCUUAUUAAAAUCAGUCUAGCCAAUCAGGGCCAGAGACAGCUAUUGUAUGUACUUAAGUCAAACCGUUUUUAGUCGGUCGAGAAAAUGAAAUAACUGCAGCUGCCUUAUUGCAACGAUACCCCUGAUCCAUGAACUUAAGUGGCUCAUGGCAAGUGUCUUCGUCGGUUGAGAAAUUGUUACCUUUGAGAAAUUCUUGAUUAGUUGCCAAAUUUGACAUACCGUUUAAAAUAUGUGAUUAUUGAUCUUUUGUCUUUUAUGUCACUUCAGGAGAAAAAAUAACCGUGAGCAGUUCUGCAUUUAAUUUUCGUUUGCUUUUCAGAACUGGAAUAACUUGUCAAAAUGACAGUUUAUGUAAACCUAUUCCUCCUCUUGGCAUUUCUUGACGUAGCCACUGGUCAGUGUUUCACACAAGAAAAUGUACCCAGUAUGGCUCUUAAAGGUCACACCUUUAAAAGGGUUGUAGUGAAAGCUGUGUACAUAUGUGACUUCAAAUGUGAGCAAGACGUUAGAUGCCAGAGCUUCAAUUACGUCACCCAGGAGAACAUUUGCGAACUGAACAAUAGAACGAAAGAGGAAAAGCCGGAAUACUUUGUUCGAGAUCCAGAAAGGUUCUACGUAAAACGAUUAUCUAGGAAAGACUAUGCUUUACAAUUUCUGAACGAAGAAAGUAAAGAUUUUGCCCAGGUGGCCGGAGGUUUGCCAGAUCUGACACAGUUUACAUUGUGUUUUUGGAUGAAGUCCAAUGACACCGAGAAUAGAGGAACACCACUCAGUUAUUCCUUAAAAGAGGAAGAUAAUGAGCUGCUCAUUUAUGACUACAGAUCAUUUCGCCUUGGCAUUGGUGGCAAACAGGAAACUACAUCAGUUUCUGCAAACGACGGCAAAUGGCAUCACAUAUGCGCAUCCUGGGAAAACAAUGCGGGCUCGUGGAAAUUCUAUAAAGAUGGACGCGUAAAAAAACAAGGGGAAAGCUUGAAGGUUGGUCACGUGAUUAGAUCGGGAGGAUCUUUAGUUGUGGGAAUCGAGCAAGAUCCUCCUGGUGAGUUCCAACCUAACCAGUCGUUUAAAGGAAUGAAGACAAAUUUGAAUGUAUGGGAUCACGUGUUAUUAGCUGAAGAAAUCGAAAGCUUGUCAAAGUCUUGUCUGUCAGGAGAAGGGAAUGUAGUCAAAUGGACAGAUUUAAUGCAUGAUCAUAGAGGAAAGACCAAGCUGGUUAUUCCAUCUCCUUGUAAGUCGCUAAAUGGGUAGCGCUCAUGGAAUAUUGCU
This is a messenger RNA of Orbicella faveolata, 2890 nucleotides long. RefSeq names its product neuronal pentraxin-2-like. NCBI's taxonomy places the organism in Eukaryota, Metazoa, Cnidaria, Anthozoa, Scleractinia, Merulinidae. The record is from RefSeq and is a predicted model, not a curated record.